This is a messenger RNA of Photinus pyralis (common eastern firefly), 2967 nucleotides long. RefSeq names its product beta-1,4-mannosyltransferase egh. Gene Ontology annotation, cellular component: cytoplasm. NCBI's taxonomy places the organism in Eukaryota, Metazoa, Arthropoda, Insecta, Coleoptera, Lampyridae. The record is from RefSeq and is a predicted model, not a curated record. Gene Ontology annotation, molecular function: beta-1,4-mannosyltransferase activity. Bases 265 to 1641 code for a protein of 458 amino acids. The transcript has 2 exons.
CCCUCCGAAUUCACCACUUUGCGUUAGACAGACGCCGCCGUCGAGCGUUAGUUGCUCUGUCAAGGGGUUGAAUUACAUUACGGGCAAAGCAGCUAACAUUUACCGGCAAAUUGAGCAAUACAAUUUCAUUUAACGUAACUGUGAUAAAAUCGAAACGGUGUUUUUAAAUACAUAAUCCGAUAUUAUAAGCAGUGAGGGUUGUAGUGACGACGGAAAGGGGCGAGGUUGUUAGUGGUUCGGUUUGAUAGUGAAAAUACGAAAAUAAUGUGGAGCAGUAGAACAAAACAUUGUAUUCAUUGUUGUUCGUUGUUUACGGUGAUUACAAUAUUUGAAAUUUUUACUGGAGGAAUAAAACUUUGGCCGGAUGCCACGCUCGAAAUCAACCCUUGGGUGCGGUACGGGUAUAUGUGGACCGUCGUCCUGUAUCUUCUAAGAUUAGUGACCUUCCUUCCGUUACCCCAAGUAAUGUAUAACUUCGUCGGUAUGACUAUGUAUAAUGCAUUUCCGGACAAAGUGACCUUAAAGGGAUCUCCGUUGCUCGCGCCUUUUAUUUGCAUUCGCAUUGUGACCAGAGGGGAUUAUAAGGAGCUGGUGCGCUCGAACGUAAACCGCAACAUGAAUAAGUGCAUCGAAGCCGGUUUGGAGAAUUUUUUAAUCGAAGUCGUUACAGACAAACGCAUCGGUCUGCAACAGCAUCGCAGAAUUCGAGAGGUUGUUGUACCACCUAAUUAUCGCACGAAAUCGGGUGCACUCUUCAAAGCGCGCGCUUUACAGUACUGUCUGGAGGAGUCCGUUAAUAUUCUCGCCGAGAACGACUGGAUUGUGCAUCUCGACGAGGAGACUUUGCUAACCGAAAAUUCCGUGCGCGGCAUUUUAAAUUUCGUAAUGGACGGUAAGCAUCAGUUCGGACAGGGACUAAUUACGUACGCUAACGAAGACGUUGUUAAUUGGGUUACAACGCUCGCCGAUAGCUUCCGUGUUGCCGACGAUAUGGGAAAACUCAGGUUGCAAUUUUAUAUGUUCCACAAGCCGUUGUUUAGUUGGAAAGGGUCCUUUGUUGUUACGCAGGUUGGCGCCGAAAAAAGAGUGUCAUUUGACAAUGGUCCCGAUGGUUCAGUGGCAGAAGACUGUUACUUCGCGAUGAUGGCAUUUAAUGAGGGCUAUACGUUUAAUUUCAUCGAGGGAGAAAUGUGGGAAAAAUCGCCGUUUACGUUGUCGGAUUUUGUACAACAGCGCAAGCGUUGGCUUCAAGGUAUACUUUUAGUGGUCCACUCCAAGUCUAUACCUUGGCAAAAGAAGAUUUUGCUCUGCAUCUCGUGCUACUCCUGGGUUACACUUCCAUUAUCUACUUCGAACGUAAUAUUAGCCGCACUUUGUCCUAUCCCUUGUCCUCCACUUAUUGAUUUUAUAUGUGCAUUUAUCGGCGCGGUCAAUAUUUAUAUGUACAUUUUUGGAGUUGUUAAAUCAUUUACAAUUUAUAGAUUCGGUCUUGUACGGUUUAUACUUUGUAUAUGCGGAGCAUUGUUAACCAUACCUAUUAACAUUAUUAUUGAAAACAUCGCCGUUAUUUGGGGCAUUAUUGGUGAAAAGCAUAAGUUCUACAUAGUAAAUAAAAAUGUUCGGCCACCAAUUACCGUCUAGUGUUUUUUAUAUAGGUAUAUUUGAAGACGUUAGUUAUAUGUCUCCUCUACUAUAGGAUUUAUUAUCAGUUUUGGUAUGCAAGCGUUAAUAGACGAUCGCCCUUAUACCAAUUGUAUGUUCUAAUCUACAUCUAGUCAUAUAGGUAUAACAGUAUUAGUGAUAUAGUGUAAAUAAUUUGUUUGUUUGGGAUUCCUUAAUUUUUCACAUCUAUUCAGCGUUACAGGCAAGACGAUCAGGACUAUAUCUAUGACCAUUAGGCUAUCAUUUCCAUUUAAAUUGGCAUGCGGAAGAAAGUUUUGUUUGAAUAUCUUUUCAUAUCUUAAAGAUUUAUUAAAACAAUAGCUAAUCACUAAUCAGUAAAGAUACCUUUGCUUGAUUUUUGAAUUUUCCUGUUAAAAGUAAAUUUGUGAUGUGCAUAUCAGCGAAAAAUUAUGUAAAUAUAAGCGGCAAAUGAUUAAAUAAUGUAAAUAAAAAUAUAUUUAUAUUUGAGGAUAUUAAGUAGGUAUCUAACGUUGAGGGCUUUGAAUACGUUGAGGGUAAUGUAUUAUUGUAUUGUACCUAUAGUUCUGUUUCAUUUUUCAUAAUGUAAUCGUUAACACAAUCUCUCAACAGGCUAUGGUAAAAUGACUAUUUCAGUUUGUGUUGUUGCUGUACUUUAGCAUGUUGCGUCAGGUUAUAUUAUUCAGGUGUUCAUUGCAGCUUCAUUUCAUUCCUCUCUUCACGCAAAUCUUUUUGAGAGAUACACAUACGUUCCUCUUCCAUAAGUUUAACAAAUUUUCAUAAUAAUCUAAACUAUAAUAGUAGAUCGUAGUUAGGUAUGCCUACAUGUCUCAUUGGAAUUACCACACGGAUAAUUGUACCUCUAUGCUCAACAUGCUAUAACUAAUGUCACAUCAGUGUUUCAUUUAGCCUUGUAAAUUAAAAACUAUUAUUUAAUUAUAAUCUGUAGAUUUGUCUAAAUAUAUUUUUAAAUGUUUGGUGACAUUCAUGCCAUUGUUUUCUAGUAGUUCUAGUUAGUUGUUUGUUAUCUGUUGAUCAUUGCUGGUGAUGUAAUAAUCAAAUUAUUUAUAGAACGUAUUUAUUUAUAAGUUUUAGGUCACUUGUUGAAAAAUCACUUAGUUUAGUUAAAUGCCAUAAAAAAGCAUAUGCCGCAGAUGUAAUACAACUUCCUCUUGUUCAUAGGUAUAUUACUAUCAGUAUUAAGAGAGAAGAAGUAACUAGUCAAAUAUUAAUGAAUAAAAAAUGUGCAAGAAGUAAUAUAGGAGUCGAGACAAAAGAGUACGACAUACAAAAAUACAUUUAAAAAAGCAUACAUCAAUAAAUAUU